CUCAGUUAAAAAUUAAAAGUGAAACAGCAUUAAUCACCAAUAGUGACCAAACUAUUUUUUUUGAAAAUGGCAUCGAAAGUCCUGUUUUGUGCUUUUUUAACAGCUUACGUUUAUUUUGUUGCUGCAGAUAACAGUGACACGCCGAAAGAUGUAUCUCCGAUGUUUCCAUAUGUGAUGGUAAACAAAGGCCAGAAAUGCGUGCCAGAAAAAUCAUAUCAUGAUGGGUGUAACACAAACGUCUGUGCAGGCAACAGGCAAAAUGCCGAUGGGACCUGGAUACCAGUUAUCUACUCCUCUCAAAUACUCUGCAUGAACGAAAAUAAUCAGAUAAAAGCUAUGAAGGCACCUCCUGCAGACUUUUGGCAAAAUACCAUCUAUGCGAUAGACGACAAUAUGCAGAAAGUUGCGGACAACAACGUUGAAAUAUUUAACUUGCCGUAGAUUAUAGGAAAAAUUUUGAGGUUUAAGAGUAAUAGUUGAUGUUCUACCUUUUUUGACUUUGAUUUUACUCGGUUGAUACUGUAUAAAUAUUUAAACAUU
Copidosoma floridanum is the source of this 540-nucleotide messenger RNA. RefSeq lists its product as uncharacterized. Lineage: Eukaryota; Metazoa; Arthropoda; Insecta; Hymenoptera; Encyrtidae. The record is from RefSeq and is a predicted model, not a curated record.